Molecule: messenger RNA, 3141 nt
Organism: Manacus vitellinus (golden-collared manakin)
Lineage: Eukaryota; Metazoa; Chordata; Aves; Passeriformes; Pipridae
Gene: LPIN3
Product: lipin 3
Biological process (GO): cellular response to insulin stimulus; triglyceride biosynthetic process; positive regulation of transcription by RNA polymerase II
Cellular component (GO): nucleus
Molecular function (GO): transcription coactivator activity; phosphatidate phosphatase activity
Source: RefSeq, a predicted model, not a curated record
CCGAGGCGCAGCGGCUGCCCGGGUAACGGGGAAGGUCCCGGCUGGAUGGAUGGCAGUGUGGAUGUGGGCAGGGUGGCCCAGCAGCAGAGCAGUCUCAGACCAUGAACUAUAUGGGGCACCUGGCUGAGUCCGUCUUUGUCACGGUGAAGGAGCUGUACCAGGACCUGAACCCUGCCACCCUGACAGGCUGCAUCGAUGUGGUGGUGGUGAGGCAGCCCGAUAACUCCUUCAAGUGCUCCCCAUUCCACGUGCGCUUCGGGAAACUGGGAGUGCUGCGCUCCAGGGAGAAGGUGGUUGACAUUGAAAUCAAUGGGGAGCCUGUGGAUCUGCACAUGAAGCUGGGAGACAAUGGAGAGGCCUUCUUUGUCCAGGAGUCAGAGGAGAAUGAGGACAGCAUCCCCUUCUGCCUCUGCACGUCCCCCAUCCCCAUGGAGCAGAGCCGGAAGGAUUCUGUCCAGCCAUCCCACGGGCAGGAGGCCACCGGUGCUGAAGUGACCCAGCGCAAGAGGAGGCGACGCAGGAAAAAGACCAAGAGGAAGGAGGUGUUGGACUCAGAGUCUGAAAGCUCUGAUGAGACCAAAGGCGAGAUGCCUAUGGAGGAGCUGUGCGAGCUGCCAGCCCCAGGUGGUGCAGGGUGUUCAUCCUUCACUGGUGCCCUCGAAGAAGAAACCCUGUUGUUGCAGUCCCCAGAGAUGCACCCGCACUCCGACGGGGAGCUGGGCUCUGCGGACAGCUUCAUGCUGAGCCAUCUAUCUUCUCCCAAAAGUGAUUCUGAACUGGAGGUCAGAUCACAGGACAGUUUUGCUCUAGGGGCUGAAUCCCACGUGCAGUGGACCUGGGGAAUGCUCCCUCAGGUGAAUAAAUUGGAACGAGUUGAACCAGCCGAGUCCUCGAAGACCAUUGCUACUGCAAGAACCUCCAUCUCUGCGACAAUGCUCCCAGUGGAUGAGGCAACCCCUCUUGCUGCCACCUCUGAAAGUCUGGAAGGGAAUCCAAGUCCAGCAGGACCUCAGGACAUACCCUGUUCCUCAGCUGUGUCUGUUAUUGAGACAACACUUGCACCCCAGGAUGGGAACAGCAUCCCCAGUGCUGGGGGGGCAGAAAGGUUGUUGGGGGCCUCCUCAGUCCCACAAGAGAACCAGGAGGAAGAUGGGAGUGUUGUGCCAGAGGCUCAGCCGGUUGUGGAGCCCUUUGAGGGAGCCACUGCUCGAAGGCGGGCAGGCUCAGAGGGCCCUGAGCACCAGCGGGAGAGGCAGAGGAGCCAAGGAUCCAUCGAAAGAAGUCCUCACUUGGGUCCCAGUGACAUUAACCUGGAAGACCUCUCCAACCUGGAUGAGAAGCAGGUGGCUCUCUGUUUCCCCAGGAGCAAAAGAAGAAGCACAGAGCAGAGUUUGAGGCCUGUGACAGACCCCAGCAACCCUGUGUGUGUCCAGCUGCCACCCAGCUUGCCUGCUGACAGCCCCCCGGACUGUGACCCCGCGCCCGCGGUCGCCCUGUCGCUGUGCGGGGGCCUGAGGGGCAGCAAGCAGAUCUCUCACGAGAAGUUCCUGGAGCACAUGGUUUCCUACCAGCAGUUUGUUGAGAAUCCAAUGCUUGUCAAUGAUCCGAACCUGGUCAUACUCAUCAACAACAAGUAUUACAACUGGGCAGUGGCUGGUCCCAUGGUCCUUUCCAUGCAGGCUUUCCACAGGAGCAUUCCUGAGAGCAUCAUUGACGACCUGGUGAAGGAGAAGAUGCCCAAGAAAGGCAGAAGGUGGUGGUUCUGGAGGAGGAAAGAAUUCCCAGCAGAGGAGAAGCAGCCAAAGCCAGGGGAAGCCAACGAGGGGAUGCUGCAGCCUGACUCUGCUCAGCAGAGGCAGGAGGAAGAAAGCUCAUCCAGUGAUUAUGAGACCCUGCACUCUGGGCACAUGUUGGCAAUAGAGGCCCCUGCUCAGAAACCUCUGCCAACCUACAAGAAAUCCCUGCGGCUCUCCUCCGAACAGAUCGAAAGGUUGAAUCUGCAGGAUGGCCCCAACGAGGUGGCAUUCAGUGUGACAACUCAGUACCAGGGCACGUGUCGCUGCGAGGCCACCAUCUACCUGUGGAACUGGGAUGACAAGGUGGUGAUCUCGGACAUCGACGGCACCAUCACCAAGUCGGAUGCUCUGGGGCACAUCUUGCCUCAUCUGGGUAAAGACUGGACUCAUCAUGGGAUUGUUAAACUCUUCCACAAAAUCCACCUGAAUGGCUACAAGUUCCUCUACUGCUCGGCCAGGGCGAUAGGCAUGGCCCACGUCACCAAAGGCUACCUCGAAUGGGUCAAUGACCAAGGCUGUGCCCUCCCCAGGGGCCCCAUCCUGCUCGCCCCCAGCAGCCUCUUCUCUGCCUUCCACAGGGAGGUGAUUGAGAAGAAGCCAGAGGUGUUCAAGAUCACCUGCCUGAGGGACAUCCAAAACCUGUUUGCCCCGAGAUGUCCCUUCCACGCAGCCUUUGGGAACAGGCCCAAUGUGAGCGGCUCUCCUGGGGCAGAGGGAGGGCUCAGGGGGGUGGUGGUGCCUUCCUGCAGCUCUCAUGCCAUGCUGGCCUCUGGGCAGGAUGUCUACGCGUACAAGCAAGUGGGGCUGCCAGAGAGCCGCAUAUUCACGGUCAACCCCAGGGGAGAGCUGAUGCAGGAGCUCACCAAGAACCACAAGUCAACGUACGAGCGGCUGUCGGAGGUGGUGGAGCUCAUCUUCCCUCCCCUGGAACAGAGGGGGAGAGCUGGUCUGGCGUGCCCAGAGUACAGCCACUUUUCCUACUGGAGACCUGUGCUGCCUGAUGUUGACUUGGAUGCCUUCUUCUAACCCCAUUCCCUGUGGAGGCCUGACCCAGGGCUCUCCUCUGUGUCCUUUGCCAGGACUGAAUGCUCCAGCUGCACCUCUUCCCCCGUUUGCUGCUCAGGCAUUUUGCACUUGUAAUAGAGGUCAUGACACCCCUUUUCAGGUGGCUAAAGGGAGUAAAAGGGAGCUCUGACUCUACAAAACCUCCAGUUGCUAAACUAAAACUAUUGUAAGCUGAGUCUCUUCUAAUGUUUGUAACCCCUCUAAAGCCUGGCUCUUUUUCAGAGGUGGUGGUUGAUCACUGUUUUAUUUAUUGAUGAGCCUCUGGCAUAGCUAUUGCUAC